Messenger RNA from Cydia fagiglandana, 766 nucleotides. RefSeq lists its product as uncharacterized. The coding region runs from base 11 to 706 and encodes 231 amino acids. The transcript is spliced from 3 exons. The record is from RefSeq and is a predicted model, not a curated record. NCBI's taxonomy places the organism in Eukaryota, Metazoa, Arthropoda, Insecta, Lepidoptera, Tortricidae.
ACAUAUUAUUAUGUUUUCAGCAUCUCAGCCGUCAGGGGGUUGGUUGAACCAGUCUGCCUACUGUCUGUUCAACUACAUCAUGCAAGCCAUACCGACAGACGAGAUAGUCAAAGAAAUUUCACAGGUGUUAGGCAAACUGAUAGACAAUUUACACGAAGAGGAAAACUACCCUCCGUUUUUGGAAGAACUACUCGAGACGGUCGACGCCACGCUUCGCGACAUACACACGGACGGAUGCACAGACAACUUGAUUUUAACCAAAGACGAAAAGAUCCAACGUUUGAUCCUACUCAACAAAUCAAAACACAUACUAAAAUAUAGCAUAGGAAAAAUAACAGCUAUACUAGAAAAUCUACAUACAAAUUUAACACAAGAAAAUCUAUACGAAUGCACAAAUAUAGUCGAAUUAGAAAACAUAUGCUACAUAUUUCAUAUGUUAGAAAAAUUCUUAAAAAGAUAUAAGAAAGUUAAAGAUACGAACCAAAGUCAGAAUUCACAAGAUACUUUACCAAAAAGAAGUUCUUUAACAGAAUUAUGGAGGAAAAAAUGGAAUCCGAAUUGUAAGGAAGUAAUAAGAAAUGAGAAUAAAAUUUGUAUUUUGAAAAGAUGUAGUGAGAUUUUGAAUAAAAUUAUCGUAGAGUGCAUGAAUGGUUACAGUUUGGUGGCUUAUGCUGCUUUGCAAUGUUUUAAUUUGAUUCAAGACUAACCCUUUCAGUGAUUAUGUGUUUUUAAGCCCCCCCCCCCCCCCACAUCUAGCGUCUUUCGA